AUGGCACCUGCAGGCAUUCGCUGGUUUCUGGACAGCCAUGGAGAAACUGAAGAUUGUGUUUGCUGUUGUCUUGUUUUUGGGAAGGUCCUCAGCAGCCUCUCUGGGCGUGGUACAAACAGAAGGGGGCGAUGUUCAGGGACAAAAUAUCCCCCUCGGUCUUUUCUGCUCCGUGGAAACCUGGGCUUCCUCAGUACAAGGGACUCUCGCUUACCUGGAAACUACGGUCUGUGGGACCAGCAUGCUUCCAUCGCCUGGGUGCACAGGAACAUCCGCUCGUUUGGAGGAGUCCCUGACAACGUCGCCAUCUUUGGAGAGUCUGCAGGUGGAGCUAGUGUCAGCUUCCAGAUCCCUGGUGUGAAAAACCUGCUUCUGUCUCCUGUUGUUGAUGGAGACUUCCUCCCUGAUCAGCCUGGCAACUUGUUCCACAACGCUGCUGAAAUUGACUAUCUUGCAGGUGUUAAUGACGUGGAUGGACACCUCUUCACCUCGCAGGACAUUCCUUCCAUUGAGACGAUUUAAAGAGGCUCCUUGCUGCUUAUACCAAAUAGAAGGGGCAAGCUGGUUUGGAGACUGCCUUUUCUGAAUACUCAUCCAAAUGGGGAUCAACACCCAGCCAGAACACCAUUAAGAGAACUGCUGUGGACAUUGGGACUGACUACAUCUUCCUGCUUCCUAUACAGACUGCCAUCUACCUGCAUGCUGCUAACGCCAC
Messenger RNA from Siniperca chuatsi (mandarin fish), 712 nucleotides. Its product is annotated as bile salt-activated lipase-like. NCBI's taxonomy places the organism in Eukaryota, Metazoa, Chordata, Actinopteri, Centrarchiformes, Sinipercidae. The transcript has 6 exons. Bases 1 to 519 code for a protein of 172 amino acids. The record is from RefSeq and is a predicted model, not a curated record.